Mauremys reevesii (Reeves's turtle) is the source of this 999-nucleotide messenger RNA. RefSeq names its product olfactory receptor-like protein COR4. Gene Ontology annotation, biological process: sensory perception of smell; G protein-coupled receptor signaling pathway. The transcript has 2 exons. Gene Ontology annotation, cellular component: membrane. The record is from RefSeq and is a predicted model, not a curated record. NCBI's taxonomy places the organism in Eukaryota, Metazoa, Chordata, Testudines, Geoemydidae. Gene Ontology annotation, molecular function: olfactory receptor activity; odorant binding; G protein-coupled receptor activity. Bases 1 to 999 code for a protein of 332 amino acids.
AUGGCUCCCAGAAACUGCACCAGAGUGACUGGCUUCAUUUUCCGGGGAAUAACUGACAUUCUAAAGCUGCAAAACAUCCUCUUUGUGUUCUUCUUUGCCAUUUAUUUCUGCAUGCUGGUGGGAAAUGUCUGGAUGAUUGUGCUGAUUAGCGUUGACUCCCAACUCCACAGCUCCAUGUUCUUUUUCCUCAGCAACUUGUCACUCUUAGAUGUUGUCUCCUCCUCUGUGAUUGCCCCCAAGGUGAUGCUCAGUUCCCUAGUGAAGAGUAAAGACAUUUAUUUCUCUGGGUGUGUGGUUCAGUUUUUUCUCUUCUCCUUCUGUGCCGAUGAGCUUUGCCUCCUGGCUGUGACAGCCUACAAUCGCUUUGUGGCCAUCUGCAACCCAUUGCUUUAUAAUGUCAUCAUGUCCAAGAGAGUCUGCUUCCAGCUGGUGGCUGGCUCUUACCUGUGUGCCUGUGCCAAUGCCACUGUGCAUACGUCUACUGAAUUCAGUCUGUCCUUCGGCCACUCCAAUGUCCUCGAUCAUUUCUUCUGCGAUAUUUGCCCACUCCAAGAAAUUGCCUGCUCUGACUUUUGCAUCAAUAAGCGACUACUUGUUUUCCUCUUUGGCAGUCUGAUUGAGGUGAUCACCAUUGUGACCAACCUCAUCUCAUACAUCUUAAUUAUUGUGACUAUGCUGCGGAUCCGCUCCACCAAGGGCAGACGCAAAGCCUUCUAUACCUGCACCUCCCACCUGACGGCUGUCUCCAUGUUCCAUGGUACAAUUCUCUUCAUGUAUUUACGACCCAGUGCCAACUACUCGUUGGACACAGACAAAAUGGCCUCCGUGUUCUACACAAUGGUGAUCCCCAUGCUGAACCCCCUCAUCUACAGCUUGAGGAACAAGGAUGUGAAGGACUCCUUGAGGAGAGCAAUAGAGACAAAAUUGAGGGCCCAUUUUUCCCCAAAGGGUGUCAGAAUAGGACAACCAAAUCCUUCAAAGGCUUCUCUGCACACAUAG